AUGGGUCCCGAUUACAUCGGACCCGCCGUGGACCACUUCCAGGAGAUCAGCGCACGGUUUCCCGAGUUCUGGGCGUUCUCCCUCCUCGGGAUGGUGCUCAUUGAAUACAACACCAUCACCAAGGCUUACGCUGAGCCGAGCUUCGUCACCGGCGAGGGCGGCCUGAGGGACGACUAUAGCCUUGGAGACCUCGGCUUUGACCCCCUCAACCUCAAGCCUAAGGACCAGGCGGCCUUGGAGACGAUGCAGACCAAGGAGCUUAACAACGGGCGCCUCGCCAUGAUCGGCAUCGCCGGCAUGCUGGUGCAGGAACUGGUCAACUCGAUCAAUAUUCUCGACUUCCUUCACUGA
Molecule: messenger RNA, 351 nt
Organism: Ectocarpus sp. CCAP 1310/34
Lineage: Eukaryota; Phaeophyceae; Ectocarpales; Ectocarpaceae
Source: the annotation of a GenBank genome assembly